Molecule: messenger RNA, 426 nt
Organism: Notothenia coriiceps (black rockcod)
Lineage: Eukaryota; Metazoa; Chordata; Actinopteri; Perciformes; Nototheniidae
Product: proline synthase co-transcribed bacterial homolog protein-like
Exons: 4
Cellular component (GO): intracellular anatomical structure
Molecular function (GO): pyridoxal phosphate binding
Source: RefSeq, a predicted model, not a curated record
UCUGUCCUCCCUCAGACUCUCCCAGCCGUGCCGCCCCGCCUCGUCGCCGUCAGCAAGACCAAACCUCCAGAGAUGGUUGUGGAGGCCUACAGACAAGGGCAUCGUAACUUUGGAGAAAACUAUGUUAAUGAACUUGUUGACAAAGCUUCUGAUCCUCUGAUUUUGGCCUCAUGUCCAGAAAUCAGGUGGCACUUCAUCGGCCAUCUGCAGAAGAACCAUGUGAACAAACUCCUGGGCGUGCCCAACCUGUUUGUGGUGGAGACGGUGGACUCUGCCAAGCUGGCGGACCGGGUGAACAGCUCCUGGCAGCGCCUCAGAGGAGCCAGCACCCAGAGGUUAAAGGUCAUGGUGCAGCUCAACACCAGCGGAGAACAGAGUACGUGUCAAAGUCAGCACUUUGUUCUGCUCAAAUAUACUGAAAAAUAA